AUGUCGCGACCAGACCCAUUUGCGGACGAACAUGGCACUCCCAUGUUGAACCCUUCCCAUCUCACAGGAUACAGUGCGCGCACUCCUUCUCCCGGGGGCUACCAGCUCCAAGAUAAUCCAUAUGCGCAACAGUCGCAUCUUCCUAUGCCAUCUAGCGACCAUUUGCUCGAACAGCCCACAUACUCGGUCGAGAAUGUCUCCAACUCAUAUGGGUACCGUGAUAACUACGGCGCCCAGCACCCUUACGCCGGUCACGAAUAUGCGGUCGAUCCAGAGGCCCACCACGAUGCCUACUAUACCCAACCUUACGAACCUACACACACCCCUCACGACGAUUAUGACUUGGGCCAGUACCCGGAACCCGGCCACACUCCCUAUGAACAAGUUGAAGAGCCCAUGCUCGCCCCAGGCGAGAAUCCCUUUGGUCCUGACCCACACGAGUACGAGGACGACGUGCGCCCGACCCCCAGUCCACAGCCGAUCCGUCGCUGGAAAACGGUCAAGGAGGUGCAGCUCUUCAACGGCAACCUGGUGCUUGAUUGUCCCAUUGCGCCGAGAUUGCUGAGCCAGGUCCCCCACGCCGAAGCACCAGGACGUGACGAGUUCACUCACAUGCGUUACUCGGCCGCUACUUGCGAUCCGGCUGAUUUCUUCGAGGAACGGUUCACUCUGCGUCAGAAGCUGUUCGCCAAGCCUCGUCAUACCGAGUUGUUCAUCGCCGUAACUAUGUACAACGAGGACGACUUCCUCUUCGCACGCACGAUGUCCGGUGUGUUCAAGAACAUUGAUCACAUGUGCUCGCGCACCAGCAGCAAGACCUGGGGAAAAGAUGCGUGGAAGAAGAUUGUGGUCUGUGUCAUCAGUGACGGUCGUGCGAAGAUCAAUGCUCGUACGCGUGCAGUGCUCGCUGGUCUAGGCUGUUACCAAGAUGGAAUUGCAAAGCAACAGGUCAACGGCAAGGACGUGACGGCUCAUAUUUACGAGUACACCACGCAAGUUGGACUCGAAGUGAAGGGCACGCAGGUGCACCUCAAGCCUAGAUCUGGACCCCCGGUGCAAAUGAUCUUCUGUCUGAAGGAAAAGAACCAGAAGAAAAUCAAUUCCCACCGAUGGUUCUUCCAGGCCUUUGGUCGUGUUUUGGAUCCCAACAUCUGUGUUCUUCUCGAUGCUGGUACCAAGCCUGGAAAGGACUCGAUUUAUCACCUCUGGAAGGCUUUCGAUCUCGAGCCCAUGUGCGGUGGUGCAUGUGGUGAGAUUAAGGUCAUGUUGUCACACGGCAAGAAAUUGCUGAACCCGCUGGUUGCUGGUCAGAAUUUCGAGUACAAGCUCAGUAAUAUUCUGGACAAGCCGCUGGAGUCUUCAUUCGGCUUCAUCACCGUGUUGCCUGGUGCGUUCUCCGCCUACCGAUUCGUGGCACUACAGAACGACAAAAAUGGUCAAGGUCCUCUAGAGCGGUACUUCAUGGGUGAGAAGAUGCACGGUGCCAAUGCCGGUAUCUUCACAGCCAACAUGUAUCUUGCCGAAGAUCGAAUUCUGUGCUUCGAGAUUGUUUCCAAGCGAAAGUGCAGAUGGCUCCUUCAAUACGUCAAGUCCUCUACUGGUGAGACUGAUGUACCAGAUCGCAUGGCUGAGUUUAUCCUUCAGCGUCGUCGUUGGUUGAACGGUAGUUUCUUCGCUGCUGUGUAUGCCAUUGCACACUUCUACCAAAUCUUCCGCAGUGACCACAGUUUCCUCCGCAAGUUCAUGUUGAUGAUUGAGUUCGUUUACCAGACUGUUGCCAUGAUCUUCGCCUGGUUCGGUAUCGGUAACUUCUUCCUGGUCUUCCACAUCUUAACGACAUACCUUGGAUCGGACGAUCUACUUGGUACUGCUGGUAAGGUGUUGGGAAUUGUCUUCGAAUGGCUGUACUUGGCAACUCUCGUUACUUGCUUCGUCCUAGCAUUGGGUAAUCGACCAGGUGGUUCCAACAAGUUCUACAUGACUAUGGUAUACUUCUGGAUCGUGAUCAUGAUCUACCUUGCAUUCGCGGCUAUUUUCGUCACGGUCAAGUCAAUUCAAAGCGAAGUACAAACGAGUGGCUUCACGGCUAGUGAUCUGAUCACCAACGAUACCUUCUUCUCCAUCAUCGUGUCUCUCGGAUCAACCUACGUGAUGUGGUUCUUGGCUUCCUUCAUUUUCCUCGACCCAUGGCAUAUGUUCACAAGUUUUAUUCAAUACAUCCUCCUCACGCCAACAUACAUCAACGUGCUCAACAUUUAUGCCUUCUGUAACACCCACGACAUCACCUGGGGUACCAAGGGAGACGACAAGGCCGAGAAACUGCCCUCCGCCCACCUUAAGCCCGGUGGCAAGGUCGACGUGAACAUUCCCCAAGACGACGGAGACCUGAACGCACAGUACGAAACCGAGAUCGCCAAGUUUGCCAUGAAGCCCCCGAAGGAGGUCGAAAUCAUCUCCGACGAAGACAAGCAAGCAGAUUAUUACAAGGGAUUCCGCAGUGCUGUCGUGCUCGCCUGGGUCUUCUGUAAUUUCGCACUUGGUGCCGUUGUUCUCAGCGCCGCCGGCCUGGAAACCUUCGACGAAACAACCGACAACGAAGACUCGACGCAGAGUGAGCGUUCCAUGAUCUACAUGAGAGUUGUUCUGUGGAGUGUUGCUGCUCUUUCGAUGUUCAAGUUCGUCGGCGCGAUGUGGUACUUGGUUGUUAGAAUGUUCCGUGGUGUUUAA
Molecule: messenger RNA, 2727 nt
Organism: Penicillium olsonii
Lineage: Eukaryota; Fungi; Ascomycota; Eurotiomycetes; Eurotiales; Aspergillaceae
Source: the annotation of a GenBank genome assembly